Messenger RNA from Mytilus trossulus (common blue mussel), 9081 nucleotides. RefSeq lists its product as uncharacterized. Gene Ontology annotation, molecular function: 1-phosphatidylinositol-3-kinase regulator activity. Gene Ontology annotation, cellular component: phosphatidylinositol 3-kinase complex. Lineage: Eukaryota; Metazoa; Mollusca; Bivalvia; Mytilida; Mytilidae. The coding region runs from base 171 to 3452 and encodes 1093 amino acids. The transcript has 5 exons. The record is from RefSeq and is a predicted model, not a curated record. Gene Ontology annotation, biological process: phosphatidylinositol phosphate biosynthetic process; intracellular signal transduction.
AGCACUUCCUGUUUUUGAUAAUCAAAGCAAACUGUUGAGUAUGAAGGAAUUUAAUGUAUUUUCUGUUAAAAUGAUAACUAUGACAGUAUUCGGUUGUCUCCAAUAUGCUUCAAAUGGUUUUCCUAUGAAGAGUUAAGUUAAGUUGUCUAAAAUGAACUUAAGAAUAAGAAAUGGAGCAACAUAAACAAAAAUCUCAAACCUUGCCACCAGGUGUCUCCCCAGGCAAAGCAUUGCCUGCCUCAAAUGGUGGUCUGUUCCGAAGACUCAGACGCAGGUUUCGGUUACGGAGUAAAGGAUAUGAGUUUGGGAUACCAGAAGAUGAUAGUGUACAAGGUGUCUCUUUUAGACGUAGAAGUGAUGAAUAUUCGUCAAAAUCGGAGCGAGAUAAACAAACUGAGAUUGCAAGAACUCAUUCAGAGAGACUUGCUGAGAAACCAAUUAUCACUGUUAUGAACCAGGGAAAUAAGAAAAAAAGAAAUAAGACAGACGUUCCAAUGGUAAAUGGAAAUGGGAUAUUUGAAUUUGAUAAAUCAAUGAACCGUAGCUUUGAGGAAGAUAACACUGUGGAAAACAAUUUUUUAGUAGCAGACGACGAAGCUAUUGAUUUGGAUAACACUAUCAUGGAAAAGGAUGAGAUAUUUAUAGAACCUGAUCCAGGCUACGAAACACUAGACGAAGUUCGUCGGAAAAUGAAACUCCACCAGAUGGCUGAAAGUAUGGUUGUAAGAUCUUCAAAUAACCCCAUUGAGGACAAUUUUGAAAGAGAAAGUAACCUGAGGGUUAGUCAGCAUCGGAGAACUCAGUCAUCUGGAACAGCAGAAAAUUAUUUUCGGUCAAAUGAUCUGAUAGGACUUGAUCCAAACAGAGACAGCGGAAUAGCAAGUCCAAGGGUUGAUGUAAGUCCAGACUGUUUUCAAGCAUCUUCUUGUGUGAGUGAUAUCAAUUUGACAGGGUCAAUGUCAAGGUCACAGAGACCCUUUACAAUCUGUGGAAAUUCCCCAAAUUUAACUCGAAUAGGGAGUUGUCCUAUAAAAAAUGAGAACAUGAAUAUUCAUGAGGAAGGCAUGUCAAAUGAUAAUCAUGGGAUUUGUAAUUCUGAUACUUGUUUGUGUAAGUAUAGUGGCACUGGUGAUCUCUACGCAAACCCAAAAAUUUUAUUUCGUAAAAGAUCUCAAAAAAAGGGAACGUCACAGACGUUAUCAUUAUCAGAUAAACAAAGUUUUGAAAAUAGCAUGGAUAUUCCUAAUAAAGCAAUGUCUCCAGAGGAAGGACCACCUCUACCUGCAAGAAAAUAUAGCAUGUAUGAUGAUCUGAAAACUCCUGAUUCUUUAAAGAGCUACAGUGACGAAAUCCAAAGUCGUGAAAAUGUUUUAAUGACAAAAUUAGAGACUGCUGUCAAUGAUGGAAAUUUGAAAGACAUGGACUUAUCUAGAGAAAACAAAAAUGUUCAUAAUCAAGGUUUGAAGCAUGUGAAAGUCGAUAACAUAAAAAACUGUAUUGAAGACAGUGCUAUAUCAUUAACGGAUAAUGCCGGAGAAGAUUGUCAUUGUAGCCAUAGUAAUGUAAUUGAAGAUAAUAAAAAUUUUAAAUCUAAUACAAAUGGCUUUAGUGAGUAUGAUUCAGUUACUGAAAGUGAAAAUAGUGAAAAUGCUGACUCAUCAAAAUGUGAAAAUGAAAGUACAUCUUGCAUAUCAGAUACAUGCCGUAGUCUGUCUGUAUCUAUUAGCUCAAGUGAUACAGUCAAAUUUGUAGUUCUUGACUCACCAUUAUCAACAGAAGGGGAGAGCAUUCCGGAGGAAUUAGAAAUCUUACACAUAUCUGAAGAAGAUGAGGGAUACGCAGAGGUCAAGGACGUAGAGAUGAUUAAAAGAAAGGACAAGGUUGACGAUGUUAAGGAAAGGGAAGUAAGAUUAGGCUGGAUAUCAGAGGGAUUAGAGAACUCAUGUACAGAUUGUGGUAAAAUGUCAAAAUAUAGUGCUAAUGUAGUAAGUGAAAACUUAAACAGUUGCUAUAACAACUAUAAUGUCGAUAAUACGGGAAAUAGUGCUAAAAUGAUUGAUUAUGCAAAAGACAAUCAAUCAGGACAAAAUUCUGUGUCUGAUAAUGAAAAAAGCAAACCACCCGUAGAGUUUGAGAGCUAUGCAUCAGUGAGAAGGAACCUUGAUUGUGAAGACAGUUUGUCAAAGAACGAAAGCAUACAAAACGAAGGCUUUAUUGAAGGUGCAACAGGUUUUGGUGGCACAGAUAUCCGCCAAAAAAUAAAUUUAGAUUUUGAAAGUGAUUUUUAUGAUAAAUGUGAGAAUGAAGGUAAUCCUAAAAAGAAUUUUGUGCCAACUCCAGAAACUUCUCAAACACAGUAUUUUAGUGAUUCACGAUUUGAAUAUAGGGCAUUUGGUAAUCAUCAUAGGAAAAGUUCUACAUUAGAUUCCGUCAGCUCAUUCGCAGAAAGUGACGAUAAUUCUAGUAUUCGCUCAUCUGAGGUUCUCAGUGAUAUUCAUGUUAUGUCAUAUGAAGAUGAUGCAGAUGCAAUUUUAGAAAGCCUUGUGAGUAGACGGAGUUCGUUUGCCGAUGAAUUGGACAGUGAUUCAAAUGGAGUGAACGAGGGAGCAUGUGCAGAGCCAAGUUCAGAAUUCGAAGGUCAUGAUCAGGGUUCACAAAAUCAAAUGUCUAAUCUCCAAAGACUUCCUGACUUUUAUUACGACGAUUCAGAACCCAUUCACAUGACAAUAGCUGAGUUGUAUCACCAAAAAAAUGAUUCUGAUGUUACUAUGGUGACAAACACUGCAGAAGUGACAGAAAGGGACCAGAAUGGAAAUGUUGACUCUGUGAGUCCAUCUGUCCCCCCAGUAUUGAGACAAAGGUCUGUAGACAUUGAUAGUAGACCACCUGCAGUUGUACCAAGAUUACACAAAGAAAUAGGCUAUAGACAAGAUUUUAUGGAAAGUAUGCAACAGUUGAAAGAUUGUGGUUGGUAUUGGGGUCCAUUAAGCUGGGAAGAGGCUGAGAUAAAGCUGAUAGAUAAACCGGAUGGAUCUUUCUUAGUGCGUGACAGCUCUGAUGACAGAUAUAUUCUGAGUUUGUCCUUCAACAUGCAAGGUCGUGUACACCACACAAGAAUUGAACAUCAUAAAGGAAAAUUCAGCUUUUGGUCACAACCAGACACACAUGGGAAGUCAACCAUUAAACAAUUCAUAGAACAAUGUGUCCAGAAUUCUCGAAAUGGACAGUUUCUUUACUUUGUAAGGCCCUCCGGUCCAGGAGCACCUCCAAUGCCAGUUCACCUUCUCCACCCAGUGUCCAGAUUCAAACAGAUGCAGUCGUUGCAGCAUUCUUGCCGAUUUAAGAUUCUACAAAUUGUUCGUCGGGAUCACAUUGACUCGUUGCCGAUUCCUACCAGUAUAAAGAAUUACUUGAAAGAAGCUCAGUACUAUGUUGAGUUUCUUGAAGAAUAGAUUAUCAACCAGCCAUUAAUUUUUUUUUUACUAUAGAUUCAUUAUAUAUUAUUUGAGGUACACAAUUUUCAUGUGUAUAAGAAGACCAAGAAUUUAAAUGUUCUACAAAGUAUGCAUGUUCUGCUUUAGAUUGUAUAAAAGGUUUGUUAAGGUGGUACCCAACACCUUUGUUAAAAUCAAUUUGGCUUGUUUAAUUUUCAUAAAAUUUUGGCAAAGUAUUUACUUUGACCCUUUGACAAAAAUAAAAACAUUUAAAAAAAAAUUGAACCAACCAAUUAAAUCAGAAAAAUUACACUGGUUAUAUAGAGCAGUUUGACAAACACCAAUUUUGAUCAUUGCGAUGCUUAAUAUUACUUUUACAUCACGACGUAAUUAAAACGUUAAGCUGACUUUACAGAGUUAUCUCCCUGUUGGGUUAGGUACCACCUUAAGAUUAUAUACAAGGUUUGUUAAAAGCAAAAACUUAAAUAUCCAGAAAAACAUAAAUUUACCUCAUUUUUUUUUCAUGAGGCAUUGUACAGGGUUUUUUCUAAAUCUAUUUUUUUUUCAUAAGGCAUUUUAAAGAUUCAAUACCAUUGUUAUUUUCUAGUCCUGUAGAUUUUUACAGCAAAUAUACUUGAAUGUGUACAUGUUUGCAAAUUGAACCAAAAAAUCAAUCUGAUCCCUUUGUAAACUAUGUACAUAUUAUAAUGAAACAAGAGAUAGUUUUAAAACCAAUCAAAUCAUAAAAUAACAAAGUACAAACAAAAAUAUUGAACUUACCAUGAAACUGGUGGGUUAAACCUGGUUUUAUAGCUAGCUUUAGGAAAGGGAUCAUUUCAAAUCCUAUUUAAACAGAUUUUUGAUUACUGAAUCUACUUAUACAUGUAGUAUAUAUAAUCCUGCUGUUAAAGAUUUUAAAACAUAUCGCCUUUUUCUGUAAUGAAAUAAAAAAAUAUCCUAAAGGCUGUGACAUAGAUUAAUUUGUGAUUUCUUAGAAUCUUAUGAAUUCUUGGUAAUAUUUUUCAAAGCAUCAUCAAAAUGCUGUGAUUGGCUAACAAUGUCCUAAACUAUUAAAAUUCAACCAAUGGUGUGACAUUGUUUUCAUUUUGGUGGAAACAAGGAAAUUUCCUAUGAUCCUUAAGAUUAUUAAUCUUUUAGGAGAACGAGAAAUAUUUUAUGAAUGGACUGAUAUUUGAAAUGUUUUUACACUAAGAUUUUUUUAUUUUUUUUAAAACAUUUUUGAAAGAGGAAGCAGACUGACAAUAAAAGUAUGAAUAAUUCGUAAUGGUCAAACUAUAUCUUAAACAUUUGCCACUGUCAGACUAUUAAUUUACGAUGCUGAAAAUUUUAAACAAAUGAUCUCUAAGUAAGUUUUCCAAAUAACACAAUUGCUUAUAUGUAAACUACUGUAAAUGAGAUUUUUUCAUGAAGUUUAAAUUUGUGGUUUCUAAUUAGACCAAACCAGCUAAUGAUAAUGUAAUUUUACAUUUUUUUUUUAACCUAGUUAAUAUCCUUCUACAUUACUUUACUUAUGGACUAUAAGCAUUUAAAAAACAAAACAAUAUCUGAUGCUAAUGCUAAAGAAAAAGUGUAAAAUAGUUGGGUUUUAAAUUUCAUUUUCAUGUAUAAUUAUUCAGAGCUUAAAACAUGUAUACAGAAUUGUUAUUUUGCUUUCAGGUUUCAAACGAUUUCUCUAUUUUUAACCAGAUUUUUAAACAACAAAGUUGUUAACACAUGUUUGCCAUUUGGUGCUGUAGGAUAAUUUCUGCAGUCUUUUCAAUGCAAUAUUAAACAUCAGUAACUACUUAUUGGUUAACAUUUAAAUGUAUCAUAUAUUUUCAUUUUUAACUUCUUUCUCUUUAAAAAGAAAUGUUUUCUAAAAAGAUUUGUAGCAUAUUUUCUCAUUUUAAUCAGUUUUCUCUAUAAAAGAAAGAAAGAUUUGCUGAAAAGUAUUGCAAAAGUAUUCCAUUUUUUACUACAUGUACAUUUUGUAUGUUUAUUUUUACACCAAAAAAAAUAUCUAUGAUCACAAAUUACUUCCCCUUUAUCAAUUGUAGAAGAAAAGGGGAGGUAAUAUAACACAAGUUGAUAAUUUUAAUUUUUGUGCCAAAUUAGUACUUAGUUAUGCUUUGUUAUUUAUAUAUUGUUUAUUUUUAUUAUUAUUUAAGUUGACAUUUUUUUACACGUUGUAAUAUAAAUUGAUGGUGCUUUUUUCAUUAAUUUCAAUCAUAUGUCAUUGCAAUGUCAUUAUUGUAUAUCUUAGUUGAUAAAUGUUAUUUAUUUUGUAUGAAUGAAAGGUAGUGAAAACCUUAUCCAGUUUUCUCCCUUAGUUGUGUUUCAUAUAUGGGAGAAAAAAAGAAUUAUGUCUCUAAAGAAUUUUUAUAUUAGCUGCAUCGGAUAUAAAUCAACCUUAUGCAAGUGCACGUAUACAUGUGCAUCUAUAAGCUACAACAUUAAAAGUUCAAUGUAGGAUAAAAACUUAAUUUACAUAGUUUUUUCACUGACCCCUACCCCCUCUUAACUUGGGAAAAAUUGAUUUACCUAUAUGGAUAUAUGUAAAAUCGAUUUUGGAUUAACAAAACUUGCAGCAAUGUUGACACCCACCCCCAAACUAUUUGGUUGAAGUUUUUUUUAUCCUACAUCGAUCUUUUGAUGUCGUCCUUAAGACUUUGAUUGAUUUUUGAACAGUCAUAUACAUGUACAAAAUAAAAGAUAAAUUUGGCCUGUGUUGUAGUGAUUUAAAAGCAACGUAAUUAUCCAUCAGUUACAGACUUUUCUUAGAAUUUUUUCAAAUCGAAAAAUUGUUUAACAGAUUAUUGUUAUUCAUUGCAUGAGGUUGAUUUCUGUCCAGUGAGUUCAUAUGUUAUUACCCCCUCGUAUUACGCUUGACAUCUAAAUAACUGAUAAUUUUAUAUUCAGCUAGUUGUCAAUCUUGAAUUGUAGCUUGAUCAGACAUUUGAUUUUUUUCUCUUCAAAAUCUGAUCCUUGUAUGGGAAAUGUGUAGUACAUGUACUCAAAUAAUUUUAAAUUGUUGGUAUUUGUAUUUUCCUUAAAAUUAUGUAAGAGAUAAAUAUUAAAAUAAUGAUUUCAUUUUAAAUGUGGUUUGAGUCUAACAAAACUGUGUCCCAUACCCUCAUGUGUUUUAUAUUGGAACAGCCUUAACUGGUCUUAAGUGUCAAAGGGAGGUAAUUUGAUGAAAUAUAGAGCACUGACAUAUGAUAGUCAUCGUUUUCAUUUUAUACACUUAUAUGUUUCCUGAAAUAAUUUAAAUGAAUCAUGUGCAGAUCUGAAUGUAUUGAUGUUUUGUUCUCAUAUACAAUUGAUAUUUUCUCCAUUAAAGAUGCUCUGAUAAUUCAAACUGUAACUAUCCUAGUGAAAGAACGAUAUUUUUUUUUUAUUUUUCAACCCUUCGUCACCAGAUUUUUUAUCUUCAAAAUCGAACUUCAUUGUUCAUGAAAGUACCUAUAUGACAAGUAGGUUUUCUUAUUCAUUUGUGAAAUAUAUGUGGUUUUUUACCCCUUUGUAUUUUUAUAAAAAUCUAUUAAACAGAAGCUUUGCUUAUAAGAAUAGAAAGUAGCAACUGUACAGAAAGGAUUUUACAGUUAGAGGGCAUGUUGGGAAAUUAUUAAUCCCAAGCAUGUUGACUUUUAUAUUGUAAGAAAUGAAUUAUACAUGUUAUAUAAAUAUUUUAUAUACUUGUUUUUGAUAAGUGCCAUGGAAUUGUGUAAAAAAUGAAGUUAACUUAAAAAAACAUAAAUGUAAUCAGUUUUGUGUUGUGAAUGUACACUUUUGUAUUGCUACAUUGACUUGUCUUGACUGGGUAUGGAUUUAAUGGUAAGAUAAGUUAGAGGGCAAGAAAAGGUCACUUGAAUAAGCAUCUGUUAUAUUGAAUAUACCCAACUUGGUAUAUAUGGAAGCCAGGAUGCAAGCUGUCAUCUGGGAUUUGGGAUUUUUAAAUUUUUUAAGUUGCAAAUUUAAAGGAUUUUUUUUAUUAUCUUCUUUGAAAUGUUCUUUAAACAAAACGUUUUAAGAUUUAUAAAAGUUAAAAUCUAAAUUUGACAAGGGAAAUAGUUUUGCUCUAAUGUCUUCAUUUAAGGGGGAGAUAAUUCAAUUUGGUGUUUCAAAAUCGAAAUCGAAAAUCAUUUGACAAUUUUUUUCAUUUUUGUCGAGCCUUCGACUUUUGUUGAAAAAGCGAGACUAAGCGAUCCUUCAUUCCAGCGGCGGCCGCGGCGUCCACAAAUAUUCACUCUGUGGUUAAAGUUUUUGAAAUUUUAAUAACUUUCUUAAACUAUACUGGAUUACUUCCAAACGUGGACAGAAGCUUGUUUAUGAUCAUAAGAUAGUAUCCAAAUUUUGUAAAAAUAAAAUUCCAUUUUUUACGUAUUUUACUUAUAAAUGGACUUAGUUUUUCUGCAGGGAAACAUUACAUUCACUCUGUGGUUCAAGUUUUUAAAAUUUGAAUAACUUUCUUAAACUAUCCUGGGUUUGUACCAAACUUAGACAGAAGCUAGUUUAUGAUCAAAAGAUAAUAUGCAUAAGGAAAUUUUGUAAAAAAAUAAAUCCAUUUUUUCCGUAUUUUACUUUUAAAUGGACUUAGAUUUUCUGCCAGGAAAUAACAUGUUCACUCUGUGGUUAAAUUUAAAAAUUAAAAAAAAAAAUACUUUCUUUUGCUACUUUUUAUUUGUACCAAACUUAGACAGAAGCUUGUUUAAGAUCAUAAGCUAGUAUUUAGAAGGAAAUUUUGAUAAUAUUUUGUACCUGUGUAUCUGUAUUUUACUUAUAAAUGGACUAAGUUUUCUUCCAGUUAACAUUACAUACAGUCUGCAGUUAAAGUUUUUAAACAUUUAUUAGAUUCAUAAACUAUCCUGUAUUUUUACUAAACUUGGACAGAAGCUACUUAAAAUCAAAAGAUAGUUUCAAGAGGAAUAUUUUUAUUGAUUUUUUUCCUCAUUUUGUUGAGCCUGUGAAUUUCAGCAAAAGUAGGCGAGACACUGGGUUCCGCGGAACCCUUACAAAUUUUUUCAUUACUACAUGUAUUGAAAAAGCUAGAAUCAUGGACGAGUUAUAUUAUUUAUUUUUUUCUUCUUAAAAUAGCAAUUCAAAAAAAUAUUCAAAAAAAUAUUAGUAUCCUCCCCCAUUAUAAAAAAGGUUCAUUCUGUAUAUAUAAGUUUAUUUGUUAUUUGUAAUUCAAAUAUUUAAACACCUCAUCUUCUAGGAAUAUUCAAGAUUUUUUUUUAAAAUAUGCAUUAGAGAACUAAUGUGUACUAACUUGUGAAAUUUUUCUAUAUUUGAAUUCUUCGAUUAUUUAUUCUAUAACAAUUAUUAUUACGGUAAUUUAACUUUAAUAUAAUGGAAGAAAUUAUUUAGAUUUUAAAUCCCAACCUUUUAUAUAAGAUGCAAUUUAAAACUUUGUGAUUAAAUGUGGGGAAUCAAUACUUUGAUUUAAAAUGCUCCCAAAAAAUAUCUCCAGAAUAAGAAAUCAGUGUGGCGUGUUAAUGUUACAUAAGUGCUAUUUAUAAAUAGUAAAUGUUGUAGAGUAUUAUUUGUUGUGUUUUGUUUGUAAUUGCUCACCUUAAGAAGGAUACUGUUACCAUGGUGAUCUGCUUGUCAUGUUUCAUGUGAUCACAAAAUAAAUAUAAACACCCAU